Fusarium venenatum is the source of this 1368-nucleotide messenger RNA. RefSeq names its product pyridoxal phosphate-dependent transferase. NCBI's taxonomy places the organism in Eukaryota, Fungi, Ascomycota, Sordariomycetes, Hypocreales, Nectriaceae. The record is from RefSeq and is a predicted model, not a curated record. Gene Ontology annotation, cellular component: cytosol. Gene Ontology annotation, molecular function: pyridoxal phosphate binding; transaminase activity.
AUGGGUGAUCUUCCUUCAGCGUCAGAGCCCCAUCUCAUGCACCGCUCCCUCCUCAGUCGCCCCGAAACCGUCUCAUCUGCAUCAGGUGUCUAUCUCACCCUCUCCUCCGGCCGCAAAAUCCUAGAUGGCUGCGCUGGUGCUGCAGUCGCCAUAAUAGGCCACGGAAACACCGAAGUUCGAGAUGCCAUGCUCGACCAAGCCACUCAAGUGUCAUACGUCCACACCAUGACCUACACAACACCCAGCGCAGAGGAUCUCGCUGACCAUCUCCUCGAAAAUGAACCUUUUGGUCUGGCGAGAGCUUACCUCGUCUGUUCUGGAAGUGAAGCCAUGGACGCGGCUAUGAAGCUUGCGAGACAGUAUCAUGUUGAGAAUGGACAACCUGAAAGGACGAGGUUCGUUUCAAGAAGACAGGCUUAUCAUGGAAAUACUGUUGGUGCUAUGAGCGUUGGAAGUUUUGUGGCGAGAAAAGCGCCGUAUAAAGGUGCCAUUUUGCUGGACAAUAUCAGCCAUGUGAGUGCUGCGUAUGAGUACCGCACAAAGAAGGAUGGAGAAACAGAAGAGGAGUACUCAAAGAGACUAGUCGAUGAGCUUGAAGCAGAGUUUCUAUCUGUCGGACCUGAGAAAAUCAUGGCUUUCGUUGCAGAAACAGUUGGAGGUGCAACAGCAGGGUGCAUCACACCUCCAGCUGGGUACUUCAGUGGAGUUUCGAAAGUAUGCAAGAAAUACGGCAUCCUUUUGAUCCUCGAUGAAGUCAUGUGCGGAGUUGGUCGAUGUGGAACUUUCUUCGCUUUUGAGCAGGACGGUGACGUUCAACCUGAUAUCGUCACCAUCGGCAAGGGACUAGGCGGAGGCUACAUGCCCAUCGCUGCAACUCUCGUACACAGAGACAUCAUCGAUACGUUGAAGAAAGGAACAGCUAGUUUCAAUCACGGACAUACAUAUCAAGCCCACCCUGUAAGUUGCGCAGCAGCACUAGCGAUACAAAAGAUUAUUCGCCGAGACAAUCUCGUAUCCCGCUGCGCUACUCUCGGCGAAAGAUUAUACAAGGCCCUUGUGGAUACUUUCCAAGACGCAAAGUUUGUGGGAAACAUUCGUGGACGUGGAUUGUUCUGGGGUAUCGAGUUUGUGCAAGACAGAAAGACAAAAGCACCGUUUGACAGCAAGAUUCGAUUCGGAGUCAAGGUCCAGGAGAGGGCGUUUGAGUUGGGAUUAGCGGUUUAUCCGGGCAUGGGGACUGCUGAUGGGAUUGUGGGAGAUCAUGUUAUUGUGUCGCCGCCUUUGACGAUUACUGAGGAGGAGAUGGAUAUUCUAGUUGAGGUGUUGAAGAGGGCUUAUGAUGAUGUUGCUUCCAAGUAUGGGGUCUGA